Molecule: messenger RNA, 1081 nt
Organism: Aspergillus japonicus CBS 114.51
Lineage: Eukaryota; Fungi; Ascomycota; Eurotiomycetes; Eurotiales; Aspergillaceae
Product: class I SAM-dependent methyltransferase
Exons: 5
Coding region: 182-1009 (275 amino acids)
Source: RefSeq, a predicted model, not a curated record
GAUUUGCAGUUAAACAGUUCGCAGACGAUAUUCCGAUGCGGAUAAUCCCCAAGCCUAAAUCACCGAGAAGGAACUAUAAAAGUCUCGAUGGACCCUGAGAAUCUGGACCAUCACGUAUUAACCUCGAUAUGCUCGAUCUUCAACCUAUCUAGAUCAACUCACCAGAUCAACGUAAGCGACAAUGGGGAGCGCCAUGAUUCCGGCGGACGAUUACAUCCUCGGACGAAGCAUCACGGACUCCGUAAGAUUGGAUGCUCAGCAUCUCCUGUGGAAAUUCCACAAGGGAUACGAGCUACAUCCUGAGAUUCCAGUCCGCAAUGACAUGAAAAUUGCCGACCUAGGUUGCGGCACGGGAACCUGGCUCCUUGACCUGUCGAGACAGCUGCCGCCCACCGUGCAACUGCAUGGCCUCGACAGUAGUGACCAACAGUACCCGCCCUCUGGGCUGUGGGCGAAGAACAUGACGUUCAGCGUGAUAGACCUGAUGUCUGAUCUACCACCUUCCCUGGAGGGACAAUAUGAUGUGGUGCAUCUGCGGAUGUGGGCGAGCAAUGUACGCGAAGGCGAGACAGCUACCCUGAUCCGCCAGACCAAGCAACUCCUAAAGCCAGGGGGCUACAUUCAGUGGGAAGACGCGGACCUGCACAACCAGGUCACGGAGGGCCGCGUGGCGGAGGAGACCGCUGCGCGGAUGAGCGACUUGUUUCGGCGGGUCGACCUCAACUACAUCUGGGUCUCCGAGCUCCCCGAUCGCAUGCGUAAGGAGGAUCUGGAGAUCGUCGAGUCCGACCACGGCCGGUUCGCCCCUCCUCUGAUGGACCUGUGCACCCGGACCUACAUUCUAGCCCUGCGCGAGUUGACGCAGGGCAUUAAAAGAGGACUGUCCGGGGACAUUCUGUUGUCGGUGUCCGAGCAAGAGGUUGCUCUCCAGUGCCUUGCGACGCAGCAGAAGGAGAAGAUCAUUUACAACUGGUCUCCAGUCACGGUGCUGGCUCGGUCUAGGGAGUAAACAAUCAGGCUUGGGAGAUGGGAGGGGGCCGCGGACACCAUGUGCCACCUUACGUAUGACGAUAUCUUUUGU